This is a messenger RNA of Ricinus communis (castor bean), 1429 nucleotides long. Its product is annotated as BURP domain-containing protein 3. The transcript has 3 exons. NCBI's taxonomy places the organism in Eukaryota, Viridiplantae, Streptophyta, Magnoliopsida, Malpighiales, Euphorbiaceae. The record is from RefSeq and is a predicted model, not a curated record. Bases 104 to 1243 code for a protein of 379 amino acids.
GAUAAAUCCUCUAUAUAAGUAGCAAGCUACUUUUUCUUUCCAGAUAACCUAGAUACUUUCAUUUCUUUUGUCUUUCACUAUAAACACCUUGAUUUUCUGUUUUAUGUUUGGAGUUCAAAUGGAGUUCAGUCUCCCAUGUAUACUUGUUUUUCUUACUAUUGCACUAGCGACGAGUCAUGCAGCCCUCCCUCCCGAAGUAUACUGGAAAAGCGUUCUGCCUAACACUCAAAUGCCAAAAGCUGUCACAGAUCUUUUACAGUCAGGCUUCAUGGACGACAAAAGCACCUCUGUAAGUGUAGGAAAGGGCAGUGUAAAUGUCAAUGCAGGAAAGGGAAAGCCUGGAGGCACUUCUGUAAACGUUGGGAAGGGUGGAGUAAACGUGAACACUAGGAAAGGAAAACCAGGCACUACGGUUAACGUGGGAAGGAAAGGUGUCGGUGUUAACACUGGAAAGCCUGGGAAGGGAACCAAUGUUGGUGUCGGCAAAGGUGGAGUAUCUGUGAACACAGGACACAAGGGCAAGCCUGUACAUGUUAAUGUAGCCCCAUUCAUCUACAACUAUGCUGCUACUGAAACUCAGCUCCAUCAUGACCCAAAUGUAGCCCUCUUUUUCUUGGAAAAGGACAUGUAUCCCAGAAAAACUAUGAAUCUGCACUUCACAGAAAACCCAAACACAGCAAUGUUCUUACCACGUCAAGUUGCUAAGUCCAUACCCUUUUCAUCAAAAGAGUUGCCAGAAAUCUACAACCAAUUUUCAGUAAAACCUGGAUCAAUGGAGGCUGAGCUAAUGAAGAAUACAAUCAAAGAGUGUGAAGCACCUGGAAUUGAAGGAGAAGAGAAACUUUGUGCAACUUCACUAGAGUCGAUGAUUGACUUCAGCACUUCAGUACUUGGAAAGAAUGUUCAGGCAAUUUCCACAGAGGUGGAAAACCAGACGCAGAUGCAGAAAUAUACAAUUACAGCUGGAGCAAAAGAGAUGGCAGGUGACAAAUCCGUGGUGUGCCACAAGCAGAACUAUGCAUAUGCUGUCUUUUAUUGCCAUGCAACACAAACCACUAGGGCUUACAUGGUUUCCUUGGAGGGUGCUGAUGGAACAAAGGCCAAAGCAGUAGCAGUCUGCCACACAGAUACAUCAACUUGGAACACUAAGCAUUUGGCGUUCCAGGUGCUCAAAGUUAAGCCAGGCACAGUUCCUGUUUGCCAUUUCCUUCCUCAGGACCACAUUGUUUGGGUUCCCAACUAGAAGCCUGCAAGAACACUAGAUCCUUUUAGUUCAAUCUCCUCAAUCAGAACACUUUACAACAGAAUAUUAUAAGUUCUACUCAUUUGGUUUCUAUAAUAAUGUAAGUACGCUGGCUUUAUUUGGUUCUACAUACUUUCAAAGUUUGCUUUAGCAGUGUGCAGUAAUAAAUAUAUCCUUCUGUUGUCA